This is a messenger RNA of Heterobilharzia americana, 1953 nucleotides long. NCBI's taxonomy places the organism in Eukaryota, Metazoa, Platyhelminthes, Trematoda, Strigeidida, Schistosomatidae. The record is from the annotation of a GenBank genome assembly.
AUGAAUCCAUUUUGUAAAAGUCCAACUAGUCAUGGAGGUGGAGGUGGUCAUAUGAAUUAUCCGAUAAGAAAUGUUUCUAUGAAUACACCAAUAACAGGUGGUUUAAUCAACCAAACUAUCACUACUACUACUGGUACUGGUACUACUACUACUACUACAAAUAAUAAUCAUAGUAACAUUCAAACAAUUGGAGAGAGAAUUAUUCAACAAUCAACAGACUAUAUGACAAAUAAUAAGUCACAAAAACAUCAGCGUCGUCUAACUAAACGUGGUACCAGUUCUCGUCUAUAUGUUGCUGCUACUGGUGGUGGUACACAAUCUAGCAAUCCUUUAAAAUCUAGUAAAUCGAAUAGUCGAUCCUACAGUAUGGCUGAACAUGAUCCAAAAGGAUUUGCACAAAUUUUAUCGGAUAAAUUACAACGUCUAUUAGAAAAUCAAUUGGUUACAGAACGUCUUGACAAUCUUAUGAUUGAGAACAGUCCGAAUAUUCAAGAGAGUCAAGAAUAUACAGAUAGUGUUAGUGAUACUCUCGGUGGUAAUAUUAAUAAGUUAAGAGAAGAAGGAGGAGAAGUUGUUGAUAGUGAUGAGUUAGUUACAAGUGAAAAAUAUUGUAUUACAAAUCCUUGUACAACAGUUAACAAUUUAACAGUUUCUAUGGUAAAUACUACUGUCACAAAUGCUUCUAUUACUACUACUACUACUACUACUACUACUACUACUACCAGUCGACUUGUUGGUGUUGGUUCAGCAGCUCCUUCAGUACUUCAACGUCCAUGGGCUGAUAAAUUACUGGCUGCUGCACGUGUUCAACAUGAGAAUACACGAGAAAAUGCUCAGGCUAUUCUUGAGGAUCACUGUUCUCGAAUAUGGGCUGAUCGUACAGCUGAUCGUACACCUAGUAGUGGUGGAGGUAGUGGAAGUGGUGAUGGUGGAGUUACAAUUGAUCUAAAUAAUAUAUGCUCAUCAAGCAGACUACAAGAUUCUACACAUGACAAUCAACUUCGAAGAAAUUUAUGUUCUGAUAGGAGCGAUCAUUCAUUUAUGUCUCCUGUUGAAGGAUAUAAAUAUGAAUCUUAUCAUCAUUCGAUUACCCCUUUAGUUCCACCUCAAUCUCUGGUGUAUACUAGUAGAUCAUGUGGCGGUGGCGGCAGCGGCAGCGGUGAUGGUGGUGGUAGUAAUUGGUCACAUUCAUCUGGUAUAGUAAACAAUUCAAGUACAUUCAAUUAUAUAGAAGAUAUUUCAGCAUCACAACAAACAACACAACAUUAUGAAGAUAAGUCUUUAUGUUGUAUAAGUGAUGUAAAACAAAAGUCUAGUAAUUGGACUGAUGAACAACAGGUUAAACAACCUAUAAAUUCUUAUAACAAAUCUGAAAGUAUUAUUGAGUCAUCUGCAACGAAAUCAUUACCGGUUGUCCCGCCUUGGUUUGCAGCAUUCCCUGAGUCUAGUUAUUCGUCACAUAAAAAAUCUGAUGAUAAUAUCCAAUCAAUAACACAUUGUAUGGAACAUGUAGUUGAUUCCUAUGGUGAUGGUGGCGGUGGUGAUGAUCAUCGAACAGAUAACAGUCCACCUGUCUCCUCUCAUGAAGAAAAUCAUAGUUCUGCUCCAACGAAUACAACUUCGCAAUCAACUCAUUCUUCAUCAACUUCUGCUGUUUCUGGUACAUCAAACUCUACACCAGGUAGUUCUGGUCUCUGUUCAAAUUCACUUGUCAUUGGUUAUUAUAUGGGUGAUGAUCCUGUACCGUAUCGAAGUUUAUGGCCAUCAUCAGAAAUCACUCUUGGUCAGUUUAAACAGUUAAUACCGAAAAAGAAAGGUUUAUUUAGAUAUUUCUUCAAGAAAGCUUCAGAUGAAUUUGAUUCAGGUGUAGUUCAUCAAGAGAUCACUAAUGAAGAUACUGUUCUCCCAUUAUGGGAAGUUUCUGCGCCUUUCCAAAUUUUCCAAUGCGGUUAG